This is a messenger RNA of Rotaria socialis, 666 nucleotides long. Lineage: Eukaryota; Metazoa; Rotifera; Eurotatoria; Philodinida; Philodinidae. The record is from the annotation of a GenBank genome assembly.
AUGAGUGAUCGAGGUUAUUCAAGAGAACGAGAUAGCGGACGAACGCGCCGACGAUCGCCUACUUCACCACGAAACAGUCGAUCGCCAUCACCCAGACGAAGUUCUCGCUCGCCAUCACGUAAUCGAUCACGACGUAGUCCAAGUCCGAAGGGAGGUCGUCGUCCACCAAAUGAAGUUCAUCGUGAAAAUCCAAUACCAAGUGCAGUACUCGGCGUUUUCGGUUUAUCACAAUAUACAACCGAACGUGAUUUAAAAGAUCUAUUUCAUAAAUUCGGUCGAGUUAAAGAUGUACAAGUUGUAAUUGAUAAAAAAACAAAUAAAUCACGUGGAUUUGGUUUCGUUUAUUACGAAGAGGUCGAAAGUGCAACACGAGCUAAAGAAGCUCUUAAUGCUUCGGAACUCGAUCAUCAUCGUUUACGUAUUGAUUACUCGGUGACAAGACGUGCUCAUACACCCACACCUGGCAUUUACAUGGGUGUUCGUACAACAUCAUACAAUCGAUCAAAUGGACAUAGUUAUCGUCGGUCACCAUCUCCAGACCGAAAGUCUUAUCAUCGAAAACAUCGUCAUCAUUCUCAUCGAUCUCGAUCACGCAGUCGAAGUCGAUCACGAUCUCGACGUGGUGGUGAUCGUCGACGUCGUAGUCCUGGUUAUGCAUACGAUUAA